This is a messenger RNA of Physeter macrocephalus (sperm whale), 3172 nucleotides long. RefSeq names its product protein MTSS 2-like. The transcript has 5 exons. The record is from RefSeq and is a predicted model, not a curated record. Gene Ontology annotation, molecular function: phospholipid binding; actin binding. NCBI's taxonomy places the organism in Eukaryota, Metazoa, Chordata, Mammalia, Artiodactyla, Physeteridae. The coding region runs from base 1 to 1281 and encodes 426 amino acids. Gene Ontology annotation, cellular component: cytoplasmic side of plasma membrane; actin cytoskeleton. Gene Ontology annotation, biological process: membrane organization; cell projection assembly.
AUGGCGUGUGCCCUGGAUCUGUUCCCUCCUCUCGUCCUGCCUCCCCGCCCAUCCUCCUGCCUGCUCGCCUCUGCGUGGCAGAAGUCCUCCAGCUCAGCGUCCUCCGAGGCCUCAGAAACCUGCCAGUCCGUCAGCGAGUGCAGCUCGCCUACCACGGACUGGGCCAAGGCCGGCCCCCACGAGCAGCCCUCAGGCACCACCCUGCAGCGGAGGAAGGACCGAGCGGAGCUCCUCCGAGACACAGAGCCAGGCCCGGCUAGCGGGGGCACCCUGGGCCCCAGUGGAGAGGAGGUCCCGCGACCCCGCAUGUCCCCUGCCACCAUCGCAGCCAAGCACGGUGAGGAGGUGUCCCCCGCGGCCAGUGACCUGGCCAUGGUGCUGACCCGCGGCCUGAGCCUGGAGCACCAGAAGAGCAGCCGGGACUCCCUGCAAUACUCGAGCGGCUACAGCACGCAGACCACCACGCCCUCCUGCUCCGAGGACACCAUCCCCUCCCAAGGCUCCGACUACGACUGCUACUCAGUGAACGGGGACGCAGACGGGGAGGGCCCACCCGAGUUCGACAAGUCGUCCACCAUCCCUCGCAACAGCAACAUCGCCCAGAACUACCGCCGCCUGAUCCAGACCAAGCGCCCGGCCUCCACUGCGGGGCUGCCCACCGCUGGGCUGCCCACCACCUCGGGCGCACCCCCUGGCGUGGCCACCAUCCGCCGCACGCCCUCCACCAAGCCCGCCGUGCGCCGCACCCUCUCCAGCGCCGGCCCCAUCCCCAUCCGGCCGCCCAUCGUCCCCGUGAAGACGCCCACGGUGCCCGACUCCCCCGGCUACGUGGGGCCCACGCGGGCGGGCAGCGAGGAGUGCGUCUUCUACACCGACGAGGCCGCCUCGCCCCUGGCCCCGGACCUGGCCAGGGCCUCCCCGAAGAGGCUCAGCCUGCCCAACACAGCCUGGGGCAGCCCGUCCCCCGAGGCCGCCAGCUACCCGGGGCCGGGGGCCGGGCUGGCGGCCGAGGACGACGAGCAGCAGCAGCGGCAGCUGGCCGCCAACCGGCACAGCCUGGUGGAGAAGCUCGGGGAGCUGGUGGCAGGCGCCCACGCCCUGGGCGAGGGCCAGUUCCCCUUCCCCACUGCCCUGUCGGCCACCCCCGUGGAGGAGACUCCCACCCCGCCCCCUGCUGCCACCAGCGACCCCCCGGCUGAAGACAUGCUGGUGGCCAUCCGGCGCGGGGUGCGGCUCCGCAGGACCGUCACCAAUGACAGGUCGGCGCCCCGCAUCUUGUGAUCCCACCCUCUGGCCCGGGCGAGGCAGGUGGCCUGGUCGGUGGGCAGCGGCCACUCAGAGCAAAGGCACAGGAGAGAGUGGAGCCAGGCAAGCUUUUUUUUUUUUUUUUUUUUUUAUAAAGUCAUACGAGGCAAAGCUACUUUAUUGGAAAGAGACACCCAUCUUGGAUUUCAAGGUUUAAACAGGAAAUGACUUAACAAACCUCGCCAGGACGGAGCCUGCGGGCCUGGAACUUGGAUUUGGAGCCUGUUUCAACCUUUGCUUGCCCACUCUGUCCCUCCUCUUCCUCCUUUCGGGCCCUGCCUUUUCCUGGUGUGGGUGAGCCCCAGAGCCACGCUCACCGCCCACAGCAGCGGGGCCGGGCCGGCCUCUCCCGGUCCCACCGGCCUGGCUGGGCCCGCAGUGCCACCGCUUAGCUAGCCUGGCCCGGCUUCUCGCCAUCUCCCGAGGGACGGUGGCCUCGGGCUCUUCCGGAAUGCUAGCCCAUCCCGCCCUGACUGAGCCCUCCUCCUCCCUCCUCCUUCGGCUCAUCUCUCUUGCCUCUCCAGGCUCCUCUCCGUCGGGGAGCAGGGCCGACGGGGAGCAGCUGUGCAAGGGCCAGGGGCCCAACCGGCUAAGGUAUCUGGUUUGCUGAGAAAGCUCUACGGGAUGGCUGGCUGUUGGGGGCGGGGUGGGGGGUUGCAGCUGGGAGCCCAGACGCCGUCGCCGCCGCCGUCGGGGAAGGGGGGCCGGGCCCAAGUCAAGCCUCUUGGGGAAGACAUGCAGGGGACCUGCUUGGAGGAGGCUGGGGACCCUGAAGCAGCAUCCCCUCCCCCCAGGGGUGGUUGGGGUUGGAGGCAGGGUGGGGCUGGGCAGCGGGAAAGGAGUCCAGAGGCUAGGGGUCACCUGGCCAGUCCCCCAGGAGCUGCUUUCGUAUGCCGUCGCCAUCUGGGCACGUGGUGACCAACCCUGGUGAGGGUUUCAGCCACCUCUGGGGAUGGGGGCUGGAGCUGGGGGUGGGGGUGGGGGGCGGACGGGAGGGGGUUCUUUUAUGAACACAUAAUAAAAUGAGCUGACCGGACAAGGACUGCUUGUGGGGACAGGGUAGACGGUACAGGGUGUGUCCAAGAGUGCCUGAGGGAUGGGGGGGGCCCACACUGGCCGUUGGGCCUGUGGCAGGAGGAGGGCCUAAUGGCUCCGGAGGCCAGAGAGCAGCUCUUCUCUCCAGCGUCCGGAGCAAAGCCGCAGUGAGGUUGGAAAGGGCUGGGGGCUGGGCCUCCUGCCAGUCUGCUGCGGACCAAGGGGUGGGGGGGGGGCAGUCGGGGGAGAUUAGCUCUGACUCUUGUCAGAGGAGCCGCCCUCCCAGGAUGGUCCGGGCGGCGGGGAGCGAGGUGGCGAGUGCCCCCGCACCAUGUUGCGCGCCAGCUCCGAGCAGGUAAAAGCAGGUGUGCCAAGGGCGAGCGGAGGACUUCCUGCGGCCCCGGCCGAGGGCGGCCAGGGCGGCAGGGUCACGGGGCAGGGGCCCCUCCCAGGGUCAGGAGAGCUGGCUUUUCCUGGUCUGGAUGGAGCCCGGGCUCCUGGUAGUUCUUGUGCUGGAAACUGGGGUCCAGGCACGGCAGCCAGGCGGGUGUGGGGAACCAAGGAUGCCCCUGAGAGGAUGGAGCCCCGCGGGGUCCCCGAAGGCGGGUGGAGAACGGUACCUGUAAGUCGCUAGGUCGGAGAAAGGAGACUUGCUGAGCGCACCACACCUGGAGGAGGGCCGGGCGAGGAAGGGGCCGGGAGAGCAGGUGGCCUGUAUUUGAAGGCUUGGGGCGGGGCUUACACUGCCCCUCGCCACAGGGUUUGCCCAGGUGGGCUGAUUUAAGAUGCAGGUUAUGUGAUGUGAGCAGGGUAAGGGGCAGUGGGGUGGGGG